CCCGGGCUACGGUAGCCGUGUGGCACGGGGCACGGGUCCGACCGGGCAGCGCGGCGGGGCACGGGCCAGGCCGGCCGCCAUGGGCAACCUGUUCGGCCGUAAGAAGCAGAGCCGGGUCACGGAGCAGGACAAGGCGAUCCUGCAACUGAAGCAGCAGCGGGACAAGCUGAAGCAGUACCAGAAGAGGAUCACCCAGCAGCUGGAGCGGGAGCGGGAGAUCGCCCGGCAGCUCCUGCGUGACGGCAGGAAGGAACGGGCCAAGCUGCUGCUCAAGAAGAAGCGAUACCGGGAGCAGCUCCUGGACAAGACAGAAAACCAGAUCACCAGCCUGGAGACCAUGGUCCAGAGUAUUGAGUUCACCCAGAUUGAAAUGAAAGUGAUCGAGGGGCUGAAGAUUGGAAAUGAGUGUCUGAAUAAGAUGCACCAGGUGAUGUCCAUAGAGGAGGUGGAGCGGAUACUGGACGAGACGCAGGAGGCCGUGGACUACCAGAGGCAAAUAGAUGAGCUGUUGGCAGGAAGCUUCACUCAGGAGGAUGAAGAUGCUAUCCUGGAGGAGCUGGACGCCAUCACUCAGCUAACAGGAGCGCCGGGACUGAAGCAGGCUCCAGUGGAGGGGCCCCUGGGAGGCCUCUGCUCACUGGCCUCGGAACAGAUAGAGCUGCCAGCGGUUCCUUCAGAGCCCCUUCCUGAGAAGAUCCCAGAGAAAGUCCCCGUCAAAGCCAGGCCCAGGCAGGCGGAACUGGUGGCAGCCUCGUAACGCAGCCCUCUCGCGUGGGACUCUCGGGACUUCGGAGGACUGGGGCCCGCAGUUUGGGUGCGUGGCCAGCCCUGACCGGGCCCCCAGGAGGCGGGCGCCGGGCCAGGCGGGCCGGGUGCUGACGGAGCGCGCAGCACGCACAGGGCUCCCGGUCGGGCUGACUCUGUGGAGCACUGCCCUGGCACUGCUGUCCUGCUCUCAUUUCUGGAUUAAAUGGCAACAUUCAGAUCCUCCAGCCAAAGG
Molecule: messenger RNA, 1000 nt
Organism: Budorcas taxicolor (takin)
Lineage: Eukaryota; Metazoa; Chordata; Mammalia; Artiodactyla; Bovidae
Gene: CHMP6
Product: charged multivesicular body protein 6
Exons: 8
Coding region: 80-757 (225 amino acids)
Biological process (GO): late endosome to vacuole transport via multivesicular body sorting pathway; vesicle budding from membrane
Cellular component (GO): multivesicular body; ESCRT III complex
Source: RefSeq, a predicted model, not a curated record